ACAUCGGGUUCAACCUCCCAACUUUCGGUUCUACUCGUUCAUUCGGGUUACCGUAUUAACACAGUUAACACCAGGAACAAAAUGGCGGACGCUGCUCCAGCCCGUGGUGGAUUUAGAGGAGGAUUUGGAUCGCGUGGUGGCGCCCGCGGUGCCAAGGGCCGUGGACGCGGCCGUGGUCGUGGCCGUGGACGCGGAGGCAAGGAAGACUCGAAGGAGUGGGUGCCGGUGACUAAGCUCGGCCGCCUGGUGAAGGAUAACAAGAUCCGCUCGCUCGAGGAGAUCUACCUGUACUCGCUCCCGAUCAAAGAGUUCGAGAUCAUCGAUUUCUUCCUGAACCGUCUGCUGAAGGACGAGGUGCUGAAGAUCAUGCCCGUUCAGAAGCAGACGCGUGCCGGUCAGCGUACCCGCUUCAAGGCGUUCGUUGCCAUCGGCGACAGCAACGGUCACAUCGGGCUCGGCGUCAAGUGCAGCAAGGAAGUGGCCACCGCCAUCCGUGGUGCCAUCAUCCUGGCCAAGCUGUCGAUCGUUCCGGUUCGUCGUGGUUACUGGGGUAACAAGAUCGGUAAACCGCAUACCGUGCCGUGCAAGGUUAGCGGCAAGUGCGGUUCCGUUCUGGUGCGCCUGAUUCCGGCCCCUCGUGGUACCGGCAUCGUGUCGGCCCCGGUUCCGAAGAAGCUGCUGCAGAUGGCCGGUAUCGAUGAUUGCUACACGACCACUCGUGGUUCCACGACCACGCUCGGCAACUUCGCCAAGGCCACGUACGCCGCCAUCGCCAAGACGUACGUCUUCCUCACGCCGGACUUGUGGAAGGAUCUGCCGCUGAACAAGACUCCGUACCAGGAGUUUGCGGACUUCCUCGACAAGACCAGCAAGACUGGCCAGCGCAUCAUUGAGGUGUAAACGCUCAAUAACCCUCCCCAGGGUGUGUGCGUGCGUAGCCGGAAAUGAUGUGGCGUCGUGUGUCGACGAACGGACGAAUAAAACGGAAAUGAUUCGUUUCCAAUAACAUUGAAACGAAGAUGGUA
This is a messenger RNA of Anopheles coustani, 1025 nucleotides long. It is a transcript of the gene RpS2, whose product is annotated as small ribosomal subunit protein uS5. The transcript is spliced from 3 exons. Bases 82 to 900 code for a protein of 272 amino acids. The record is from RefSeq and is a predicted model, not a curated record. Gene Ontology annotation, molecular function: structural constituent of ribosome; RNA binding. Gene Ontology annotation, biological process: translation. Lineage: Eukaryota; Metazoa; Arthropoda; Insecta; Diptera; Culicidae. Gene Ontology annotation, cellular component: ribosome; cytosolic small ribosomal subunit.